Molecule: messenger RNA, 920 nt
Organism: Effrenium voratum
Lineage: Eukaryota; Dinophyceae; Suessiales; Symbiodiniaceae
Source: the annotation of a GenBank genome assembly
AGUAUCAUUGGCUCAGACGGGGUUGCGCCUUCCCUCGCAUGGCCGUUGCGCCUCGCAGCACAACCUCUCUGUCGACAGACACCUCUCUGUCGACAGACAGCACGACCACAGACUGUGGCUUUGACGACGACCUUGCAGAGCUCGACGUUGUACUCGCAGUUGAGGAGUGUGCCAGCUACGUCUUCCAGCGCUUCGCGCGAAAGGCCCGUGUGCACGUGGCCUGUUGCAACACCUGGCGCGAGUUGAUGCGCUUUUUGCUGCGAGCGCAAGAGAAUGACCUGGAGCGGCCCUUGGUGGUGAUCUUGGACGACGUGCAUUGGCUUCACGCGGUGAAGGAGAUGCCCUUCACUGUCAGGUGCCCCUUCCUGGUGGAUGCAACAGGUUCCACCAAGGAAGCUGGGCUUCUAGCCUCCUGCAGCUUCUCGGAGUUCCAGGAGAUCCUGAAGCAGGGCAUUUGGCACUAUGCAAAGCUGUGCGAUCGCUGCCUCUAAAGGACUCGGCUGCAACCGCCUCUCCCUUUGGGGUCGUAUCGCCUCUAAAGGAUUCGGCUGCAACCGCCUCAUCUCCCAAAGGGGGGUCGUGGGGCCCCAGCGCGCGUCCGCCGAAACGCGGAGCUCGCGCUGCUGUGUGUUUUUGGAGGGUGUCACAGGCGUCCGUAGUUUCCCCAUGCUGUUGAGACUGACUUGGCAGAGAAGUUGUAACGGAUUGGGACCAAGUUUGCUUGAGAGGACCCUGGUCCACGCUGCGGCUCAUGUCUCUUGGGGCCUAUGUUACCCAAGCUUCGCGGCCUAAGCGCGUUUUCAGCUGCGCAGCUGGAGUUUCGGGAUGUUGCCGCUUCCGGCACGGAGUGCCGGUGGCGAUAUCCAGUGUUCGGUGGUUAUGCUUGGUCAACUGACACGCCCUCAAGCCUCCUGUUGGUG